Messenger RNA from Pundamilia nyererei, 681 nucleotides. RefSeq names its product pentraxin fusion protein-like. NCBI's taxonomy places the organism in Eukaryota, Metazoa, Chordata, Actinopteri, Cichliformes, Cichlidae. The transcript is spliced from 3 exons. The annotation marks the transcript as partial. The record is from RefSeq and is a predicted model, not a curated record.
GUUUGUGGAGACAAAAUGAGACCUCUGAUUGGCCUUUUCCUCAUCGCCGUCUCCAUGGCAUUGGCUGGGAGUGUUCCCAUUAAGACCCUGGUAUUCUCCACUGCGACGAGCACCAGUUAUGUUGAGAUGAUCCCUCAAAGGCCGAUGAACCUGACUGCGUUCACUCUGUGCAUGCGAGUGGCCACGGAGCUCAGCGGCCAGCGAGAGAUCAUCCUCUUUGCAUACCGGACUGGAAGCUACGAUGAGCUGAAUGUGUGGCGUGAACUGGAUGGAAGACUGUCCUUUUACAUGGCUGGAGAUGGUGUUUUAUUUACAGUCCCUGAGCUCGGAGCCCUGCAGACCCACCUGUGUGUCACCUGGGAUUCCACUUCAGGUUUAGCUGCCCUCUUCCUGGACGGAAAGAGGAGCUUAUCCAAAAUCUACAGGAAGGGUCACACUGUCAGCCCAGGAGGCAGGGUUAUCCUGGGACAAGAUCCGGAUUCUUUCCUGGGUGAUUUUGAUUACGACCAGAGUUUUGUUGGUGAGAUCUGUGAUGUGAACAUGUGGGACGUUGUUCUGGCAGAUAGCGUGAUACAAGGCAUGUUUGCAGGGAAGAGAGUAGCAAGAGGAAAUGUUUUUGACUGGGAAAGCACAGAGCUGAGAAUUAACGGGGACGUCGAGGUCGCCAUUCGUGAGCUGUAG